UUGACAUCUUCACACAACAUAGAGUGAGGCAGUGCUGUUUCGCGGCAGCAAAAGAGUUCUCAAACACCUCUUUAUAAGUCUCAAGUCUUUCCCCUCCACCCGACCUGUUAAAACCACGCCUACAGAGCAACACAAUUGGCCCGAAAGCGUCAAAGAGCCAAUCAACAGAGAGCUGCAGCUCGAAACAUGCAACACAUCCACACGUCUGAAGCCGAUGGAGUUCAGAAGCACUGGGAAUAUCUCUGUGCUGGACCCCGUUCUUCAGCUGAAGUGUGUGUGUGUAUGUAUGUGUGUGUGCGUGUGUGAAAGCACGAGAGAGAAAGUGUGCGUGUGAGCGCGUGAAGGUGUAUACCUCCAACAAGUAAAGACAGAGGAAUUAUUCUGAGCCACCGAAAUAUUUCAAGAGGACUCGGGACGAUCGCAGUUUGACAGGAAUGUCUGUUUUAAAGAAAAGCAAAAGAACCCGACGCACCACACGCUGACAAACUGUGACUCGGUCGCGUUUCAUUUCAUUCGUUGUUGUUGUUUUUUAUUUUCAGUUUCAUUGCGCACUGACAAAACAUCAACAGCACAUCAGCACCGGCGAAUAUUAAUGGAUAGCCGGUUCUCACUUUCUCUUUUACAUUCUUUCCAGCUAGAGAAAAAUUAAGAGACUUACACACCGAGGCGUCGGAUGUUUUUCCACUUCCGAGGGGAAAGCUGGAUUUUGUGAAGGACUUGUCCAGUGCAAAUAUUUAUCCGACUGUAAUAUCUUGAACACCGCAUCUGCUGUCUGGACUUGAAUGAACUUCCCGAUGAGAGAUCCAGUUAUUCAAGGAUCCAGUAUGGCAUAUCACCCGUUUUUACCUCACCGGGGUCCGGAAUUUGCCAUGAGUGCAAUGCUGGGUCACCAGCCGCCCUUUUUCCCGGCCCUGGCACUGCCACCUAACGGCUCCCUGUCACUGCCUGGGGCGCUGGGCAAGCCAAUAAUGGAGCAGCUGAUGGGCGCCGCGGAAACCGGCCUUCACUUCUCUUCACUGGGACACCAAGCCGCCGCUGCCGCCGCCGCCGCCGCCGCGCAUCUCCGGCCUCUGAAGACACUUGAGCCAGAGGAGGAGGUGGAAGACGACCCGAAAGUUCACCUCGAAGCCAAGGAACUCUGGGAUCUUUUUCACAAGCGUGGCACGGAAAUGGUUAUCACGAAAUCAGGAAGGCGAAUGUUCCCUCCGUUUAAAGUGAGAUGCACGGGCUUGGACAAGAAGGCCAAAUAUAUUCUGUUGAUGGAUAUUGUUGCGGCUGAUGACUGUAGGUAUAAAUUUCACAACUCUCGCUGGAUGGUGGCAGGAAAGGCUGACCCCGAAAUGCCAAAACGGAUGUACAUUCACCCCGACAGUCCGGCCACUGGCGAGCAAUGGAUGUCCAAAGUCGUCAACUUCCACAAACUUAAACUGACAAAUAACAUCUCCGAUAAACAUGGAUUUUCUUGUGUAUUGCAGACGAUUCUAAACUCUAUGCACAAAUACCAGCCAAGAUUUCACAUUGUGAGAGCCAACGACAUUCUGAAGCUGCCCUACAGCACGUUCAGAACAUACGUGUUCCCUGAGACAGACUUCAUUGCUGUCACUGCCUACCAGAACGACAAGAUAACACAACUGAAAAUAGAUCACAAUCCUUUUGCAAAAGGAUUCCGCGAUACUGGAAAUGGGAGACGUGAAAAGAGGAAACAACUGGCCCUGCAGUCCAUGCGUUCAUACGAGGAGCAGCAGAAGAAAGAGACCGGCACGUCAGACGAUUCCUCAGGCGAACAAGCGUCGUUCAAAAGUUUUCGCCAGGCCUCAUCUCCCGCGGUUUCAACUGUUGGGCAGAAUAACUUAAAAGAUUUGUGUGACAGUGAUGAAGACAGUGACGAUGAAGACAAAGAUGGAAACUUGAAUGAGGGGCCAGACUCGAGCAAAAUUUCCACCACGACAGAGGACUCAAAGGAGCCCGAUGCAAGUUUGAGCAAAAGUCUGUUUGUGGAAAGUGACUCUGCCGGUCGGAGAACUGAGAAAAUCCGGGCAGACUCGCGGGAGAGUCCCGUCACGCUCAUCUCUAGCACCACCCGCUCGGGUGAAGAGCUCAAGAGUCCAGGCCGGGGUCAGGCCAAAACAGACGACUGCCGGACAGUGAGCAAAGACAAUUACAUGCCACUGACUGUCCAGACAGAUGGCGCUGCGCACUUGAAUCAAACACACUUGCACAAUUUCGGAUUUCCGCCGGGUUUGGCCGGGCAACAGUUUUUCAAUCACUUGGGUGGUGCCCAUCCUUUCCUUUUACACCCCAGCCAGUUCAAUAUGGGAGGCGCUUUCUCAAACAUGGCCGCAGGGAUGGGCCCCUUACUGGCAGCGGUUUCCUCCGCAGGGGUCAGUUCAAUGGACACGGUCAGCAUGGCAUCAGCCUCUCAAAGCCUGGCGGGGGCACCGCUGCCUUUCCAUUUGCAGCAACAUGUCCUCGCGUCGCAGGGCUUGGCCAUGUCUCCAUUCGGAGGUCUCUUCCCGUAUCCUUAUACGUAUAUGGCCGCUGCGGCAGCUGCUUCAUCGGCUGCCUCGUCAUCAGUCCAUCGCCAUCCUUUGCUUAACGCGGUGCGGCCUCGGUUAAGGUACAGCCCUUACUCAUUACCGAGCGUCCCGGACAGCACCUUACUUACGACGGCUAUCCCACACAUGGCGAGCAGUGCCAUCGAUCUGAAGGGAGACAGAAUGACCACGAGUCCCGUCUCAGCUGCUUUGGAGUCGGAGGUCACCAGCCGCUCGACUGGAUCAGUAGCACUGUCACCAAAAACCUGCUCUCAGAAAGAGUCCAGCACCGAGUUACAGAGCAUCCAGCGCCUGGUCAGAGGACUCGAGUCCAAACCGGACAGGCCACACAGCGUGUCUCCAUAGGCUGUGUGUGAGUGACGGUGACCAGGACGGGAAUGAUGAAGACAUUGACACAGAUUGCGUACGACGAUUUAUAUAACCAGUUUACAACAUGGACCUACAUCGAAGAAAAGGUUUAGACUUAAAAUGCACUUUGGUAUUACAAAAUAUGACAUAUGAAUCUCUUAAGUUAAUUCUAAACACUAACUUUGAAUAUUUUCCAUCUAUUUGAAUGCCACAGAAGUAUUGAACAGUCUGUCAUAGACUGUCAUGGGGUGUCAGAGACUGAAUGAAGCUGCUGCUCUCCUUUAUGUUAUACGUCCAGAUGAACGUGAUUUCAUUUAAUAUGCACUCUGAACAGGUUCUUGGUUGAUCUGAAAUCUCUUUAUCGUAUAAAGACUGCUGUGUUCAUAAUAUAUUAAGGAUUAAAAAAAAAGGAGCUGUAUUGCAUGUGAAAGAUCAGAGCCAAUCAUGACAGCUGGUUUGCUGUUCUAGCCUGUUUGGAACGCAAAAUCAUCCAGAAAGAAAUCGAAACAACAUUUUUAAGAAUAUUUCACAAUGUGAUUCUUCGCAGUUAUGUAAAUGAUUUUUAUCUCAAAUGCAGACUAGUUGAACAUAUUUAGUGUAAACUGCAGGCAAACAUUUCGAUUUAGUUUUAAUCUCCGUCCAAAGCUGCCAAUGACUCCACAGACUAUUGUUAAACAUUUGAUUGUCACGCUUAUCGACGCGGUACUAAAAUUGCUUAUUAAAUGAAUUAAUUUGGAAAAGGGAUCAUAUGAGUCAAAAAUUGAUCAUAUGGUUAAAAUGAAUACAAAUGUAAAUAUUUAUAUAUAUAUAUAUAAAACAUAUUUAUGUAAUUAUUUCUUAUGAAUAUUGCUUGUAAAUAUAACGGAGUUUGUUUGUUUGAGGAAGCUGUCCUUAAUUUAUUAUUGAUAUAUAUAUACGUGUGUGUGUAAAAUAUUUUGUGAGCUAUUUCCCUUGUUCAUUACAUUAUUAUUAAUGUCCUCCUGACUCUGAACAGACACUAGAUUCUCUAGCAGACAAAAAUCAUGUGCCAUCGUUUCAUGAACUGUUGUGUGUUUAAGUGCUUUGGUUCAAUAAAUUAAAGGUGAUAACACAUUGCACCAAUGUAAUGACACUUUUCUUUCACGGCAACUAAAAAUGCUUUUGUCAAAGUGUGUGUUUAAAUAAAUUUUUUGUGACCUGAGCCAAAACUGCCAAAAAUAUUGUGCAGAAAAUCAUAAUCAAAAUAAAG
This is a messenger RNA of Xyrauchen texanus (razorback sucker), 4131 nucleotides long. Its product is annotated as T-box transcription factor TBX3-like. Gene Ontology annotation, molecular function: DNA-binding transcription factor activity, RNA polymerase II-specific; RNA polymerase II cis-regulatory region sequence-specific DNA binding. The record is from RefSeq and is a predicted model, not a curated record. The transcript has 7 exons. The coding region runs from base 783 to 2900 and encodes 705 amino acids. Gene Ontology annotation, biological process: positive regulation of cell population proliferation; central nervous system development; cardiac chamber development. Gene Ontology annotation, cellular component: nucleus. Lineage: Eukaryota; Metazoa; Chordata; Actinopteri; Cypriniformes; Catostomidae.